This is a messenger RNA of Pararge aegeria (speckled wood butterfly), 7000 nucleotides long. Its product is annotated as zinc finger protein Xfin-like. The record is from RefSeq and is a predicted model, not a curated record. Gene Ontology annotation, biological process: regulation of transcription by RNA polymerase II. Gene Ontology annotation, molecular function: DNA-binding transcription activator activity, RNA polymerase II-specific; RNA polymerase II cis-regulatory region sequence-specific DNA binding. Bases 271 to 4128 code for a protein of 1285 amino acids. The transcript is spliced from 6 exons. Gene Ontology annotation, cellular component: nucleus. NCBI's taxonomy places the organism in Eukaryota, Metazoa, Arthropoda, Insecta, Lepidoptera, Nymphalidae.
CUCGCCGCGCGAGGUUGUCGUUCCCGCGAAAGAUGCGCAUCAAACACGAGUGACCGAUACAUAUAAAUUACUAGUGCCUUAGAACUUUUAAGUGUUAAUGAGACUAUUUUAUAAGAAAACAAUCUGUGUUCAAUACGAGUUAUCGUGUUAAGUGAGAGACUGGAAGGAGACUUCGGAAAUUGGACUUUUUGUUACAAUUAUUUCACCUGCUGUCCGAUAGUGUGAAAAUUAUCCACGAUUGGGCGUCGCCGCGGUCGUGCGUCGCGGGCAAUGCAGGGAGCCGCUACUGCGCCUGCGCCCUCCGCGGCCGAGCCGCCCACGUCACAACAAAUCAAAACAGAGGACAUCAGCGAGGCCAAAGUUGACACUGAACAAGAAGACAUGAAGAUCGAACACCACGAAACGCGUGCGACGCGGACUACGAGCAUCGAUAGUGAUAAUCGGUCAGAUAGGAGCGAGGAGGAAGACUGCAGGAGAGCACGGAAAAGGGCGGCGUCAACGUCGCCCUCUCCUAUUCCAUUGGACAAGAGAACAGCGCGAUUUGAGUGCCCGAAAUGCUUCCAGCGGUUCGACUCCAUCAACGCUUUCGAUCUCCACCGAUUCACUGCACACGGUGAUGACACCAGAAUCGGAUUUGAUGAUUACAUCGAUUACUCUGGAAAGAAAUAUCGCGACAUACACAGUCCCCAUAUCUCAAUAUCGGAGCAACGGUUUCGUUGCGAACACUGUUUGCGAGAUUUCCCAUCUGGACAAAUCUUGAAUAUCCAUAGAAAAACAUGCUCUGCAGCCACCAGAAUGUGCAGUCCAGACCGUGAUCGAAGAGAGGAUUUCUUUGCAAAACUGGAUCUUAGAAAUAGGUCCUUGGGUAUCCCCGGUACGCUGACACCUCCAAUGGAUCGCUUUACGCCUAAAUUCGAUGAUGGACACCUGUCGAAUGGAAUAAGACAUAUCGAUGCAGCAAGAGAUUUGGCGGACAUACAGUCCAUUUUGAAUGUAACAUCAGCUGGAAGUCUCUUAGAAAGAUUAACAGGAACCAGAGUAGCCCUCGAAGGCGCCGUUCUAACUCCACCGGACACUUUAGUAAAGGAUCGUGAUCAAGAAGAAACUCAGGACAACUUUGCGGCAGAGUUUAGACGUAUGAAGCUGCGUGGCGAAUUUCCAUGUCGACUUUGUCCCGCCAAAUUUCCAAACCUUAGAGCAUUAAAAGGGCAUAACAGAGUACAUCUCAGUGGCACUGGACCUGGUCCUUAUCAGUGCAACAUGUGCCCCCAUGCAUCGCUAGAUAAAGCAGCUCUAGUUCGGCAUAUGCGCACACACAAUGGAGACAGACCGUAUGAAUGCGCUGUUUGCAACUAUGCGUUCACCACAAAAGCAAAUUGUGAACGCCAUUUACGCAAUCGGCACGCAAAAGUUACGAGGGAAGAUGUCAAACGCUCAAUUAUUUAUCAUCCAUCAGAGGAUCCAAACAAUGAUGAAGUCAACUCGAAACUUGCACGAGAAGAAGUCAAAAGAUCGCUGGCUUUCCACACACCUGAACUUGAAAGACGCAGUGAACCUACAGGUCGGAAUACACCAUUGACUCAUUACACUCCCACUUUCAUAACCGACAGACAUCCUGUCACAUCUCUUACAAAAGCUUUACCCGAUACACCUACAUUAACGCCAAGAGAAGUUGAACAUCCCAUGCCCAUGCCCAGGAUAAAAGUGAAAGGCAUAGGGCAACUUACCCAAAUACCGGAAUAUAGACCACCCGAUCUAUCAUUUAAACCCAAUGAUAUUCCUCUAGAAAGCUAUAACGAAGAAGCUCCGGUAGACCUCAGCACAAGUGAUAACAACAGUUGUGACGUCUUAGAUCUCAGUAAGAAAAAACGAGAUACGGAUGAUGAUGAACCGAAAGUUCCACCGCGCCCAGCAUUUGACAGUUCUGCUGCCGCAACUGCCGCUGCUUCGGCGUUCGAAAAAACAAGAUUACUUCUAGCUCAACAAAGACUUUUUGAAUCCUCUCUACCCAAAAUCGAUCCUGCAUACUAUGCUACUCAACUAUCUCAACUCUAUGCCAGUUCUGUGCCUGGGUUACCAGGUUUGCCAUUGCCACCUUCUUUUCCUAUCAACCCAUACUUUCUUCAAACUUCUUUUUUUCCCCACCCAACUGACUCUCAAGAAAUAACGGAAAUAAAGCAACGGAUACAGAAGGAAAUAAUCCGUGGUUUAAGUAUGUCUGGUGGCAGAAUUGUAACGAACGAGCCAGAAACUCAGCCUAAACAAGAGCUCGAAGAAGAAGAUAUAAAGCCUAUUCAAGUUGAUACCUCAUCGACACCACCACCCCACCCUGAAUCUCCACGUCCGUUGAACAACAAUAUUGUACCUCAAAACGAUUCCGUUAAAAUGGUCAUUAAAAAUGGUGUACUUAUGCCAAAGCAGAAACAAAGACGGUAUCGCACUGAACGUCCGUUUUCUUGCUCGCAGUGUUCAGCUAGAUUUACAUUAAGAUCUAAUAUGGAGCGUCAUGUUAAACAGCAGCACCCCCAACACUGGAGUGUUAGGCGUCCAGCGCCAAGAGCACCCCCACCUUACCCCUCAACCGAUACUCUAGCUGACCGAGUCAAAUAUGCCUUAUUGGCUCGUCAUUUAGAAAGACCUCUACAAUCCGACCGGUCUCCAGUCAGAAGAGAUUCAGAUGAAGUUGCCGAUAAUGAGGAAGAUGAAGAAGAUGCAUUGGUUAUCGACGAGGAGCCCGAAGAUCGGAAACCUGAAGAUAAUACAGCCGCCCAUCGAGCUGCAGCAGAGAUUCUCAUGGCGUCACGUCAGCAAGAACUUAAUAAGGACUUUGAUCUUAAAAUAGCGGGAAAUCUUAUAAAUAAGCCGAUACCAAUCACCACCGAGAAAACAGAUUCAGGGGAAGACCCUAUACCGACCCAAGAACCCAUAUUAUCUGUUGUGCCAACGCGUAGUGAUGAAGAGGAAGACGAAGAAGGCUUGGUAGCUUCAACCAGUGAAGGCAAUAACUCCGGGAGCGAUGAAAAUAAGUCAGACGCCGACACGGGGACCCAGCCACCGAAAAAGAAGUCCGCGUACAGCCUAGCACCAAACCGAGUAUCCUGCCCUUACUGCCACCGCAAAUUCCCUUGGUCCUCAUCCCUCCGACGACAUGUUCUCACCCACACCGGCCAAAAACCCUUUAAAUGUCCCCACUGUCCGCUUCUUUUCACCACCAAAUCCAACUGCGACCGCCACCUGCUGAGGAAACACGGUGGAUCUGCCAAAGCCAUAUUAGCUGAGCCUAUCCAGGAGAUGAACCCGCCGCAGAACGACAGAUCGGUACCAGAACGGCCCUUCAAAUGCGCUUCAUGUCCUACCAGCACGUUUUCCUCUAUGGACACGUUGAAAAAACAUAUGAGCUCUCGACACGCGGCAGGCGAUUCGCAGCCCAGCUCACCGAAUCCAGAAAACGAAGAGGCCGAUGCGAGUUUGGUGUUCAAGUGCCAUUUGUGUGAGGCAUCCUUUGGAGAUAGAACUGGUGCGUUGGGGCACUUGGCUUCAGCUCAUUUGGCGGAAUAUGAGCAGCUGGUGAGCAAGGGAGCUCUGGACGUAGCUAGUGACCGCAGUGAAAGCGCUGAUGAUGACGAGAGAGGAAAGUUUCCGGAUCAUGCUAAUAGAAAGGUCGUUUGCGCCUUCUGCAUCCGUCGUUUCUGGUCAGCCGAGGACCUACGUCGUCACAUGCGGACCCAUUCCGGAGAACGGCCGUUCGCCUGCGACCUGUGCAGGCGCCGGUUCACCCUCAAACACAGCAUGCUCCGACACCGGAAAAAGCAUCGCGAGGAUACAGAUGACGAGGAGUCCUCGCCCAGAGGAGACGCUACUACUAAUGGAUACUGCUAUCAAGAGGACGACUCCGGAAAUGAGAUCCCGAACAAUGUUAACAACAAUAACUCUCCCCCUUCAGCACCAUACGACAAGAAACUCAAACUGCAGAUGACGUCACGAAAAUACUCCUCAGAGGCGGACAACGACACCGAAAAUGGCGGAGAUCUCAUCGGAAAACUUCUCGGCAUCCCAGAUAAGACCAUUAUUAAUAAGCUCCUAUCAUCAGCAGACGAAGCAGCGAAGUUUCUUGGGGUAAAGAAAUGAGAGUACGCUUUAGUCCUCGUCGCACCUGCUAGGAUCAUCCUAGCGCCGCGAGGACUAAAAAUUCCAUUAAACGCUGCUGUCGAUAACAAGUCAUGUACAACGCCAUCUACCAACGAAUAGCUGUAUUAAAAAUUUUAAUUAAUUAUUUUGAACUACUACUGCUAUCUACCAAUGAAUAGGUAUAAUUUCUCACGUAGGUCAGAACAAGUGGGCAUACUUUAAUACUUCCCCACGGAUAAUUAAAUAGUAUCUUUAUUUCAACUUUGAUAGAGUUGUAAAUAGUAUGCAAUACAGUCAAAUUUAAUCUUACAUAUACGUGCUAUUGGCAACUGUUAUUGUAAUAAAUAAUUUAUAUAAUAAUUAUCAGUGGGAAAUCCGUUCAAGAGCACGCAUUUGCGCUGAACACAGACAUUAUGCUAUAAUUUUUACAUUUUUAAUGUAUAGAUAUUCUACAACGCCAUCUAUCAACGAAUAUAUAUAACUGUAUUAAUGUAAAUCCGCUAAGCGUUAUUUACGGACGAAUUGAUUUGUUUACCUCUACGCAUAAACGUUAUACUGUCAAGUUUAUUUUAUUUUACAAAAGGAUUUUGUAAAUAAAGAUUUAUUUUUAAGAUAUAUGGGUGCCUUAAGCUGCCUUAGUAUAGUUAAUACCGUCCUAUUCUGCCUUAAAUUAGGUAAUUGUAAAUAAUAUAAAAAAAAAUUGUGGGUGUCAGCAACGAAUAUUUUUAGUGCCAGUUUUGUAAGUACACAUAUAAAUUUAUAUGACGCCAUGUUGUUGACGUCUGUCUUUCUUAUUGUAUUUCUAUAAAAUAUAUUAGAAGUGCCGUAACUAUAUGCAUCAAUUCGUAACCACAAAUAUUAUUAAAUUAUCUCACAGUGCAUCCGAACGCACAGUAUUGUGUCAUUCUAUUACAAUGUUACGCGUAUGUAUACGGUUAUUGGUAUCUAUAUUAUGCUACUUCAUAGUAACAUUUGUGAAUACGAGUGUAAUUUUUAAUUAGAUAACUAUUAAUAGCUACUACACGUUUGCAUUUUCAUCUAGUCCCAUUUUAUUCACGUUUUACUCAUUCACGUAAAUAUAUUCAUAUUCCAUUUAUAUUUCCAUUUCGUAUUUUCAUAGUUGUGAAUUUCAGCCAAAAACUUUUCGCAAAUCCAAAAUUUUCUAGUCAAUUUUCUCUAAAAAAUAUUGAACUAAAUAUAAUCAAAUGUCAUUUUACAUUUACAUUCACUUUGAUUACUAGAGUAAUUUAGUGUUUGAUAAUUAUAUAAUAAGCAACAUACUUUGAGAUGUUAUUACCCCUACAGUCCCGCUAAAUACACUGGGUAGUGGCUUGAAUUUAAAUACCUUGGAUAGCGAGGAAUAUUUCCUAUCAGAUAUGAAGAAAAAAAAAUGUUUAUAUAUAUAUAUAUAUAAACAUUUUUUUUUUCUUUAAAGAGUAUAAUAUUAUAGUGCGGCAGCUGUAUUUUAGUGACAUCUCUGCGGGGGUAAUAACUGCUUACUGGCUUUCAUAUCAUAAUAUCCUACCAAUGAAUAGUUGUAUACUUUGUAUUGCAGUAAUAAACCUCGAGAUGUAAGUACUUUGAGUUUAGAGUAGGAAUUAGAUGUAAAAUUAUGUUACAAAUUCUUCUCUGCCUUACUUCUUUUACAAUACUGCAUUGAUAUGAUAGGAAUAUUAUUUUUUUGAUUUUUUCUAUAUAGAUCUUCUUUUCUGUGCAUCUGUUUCUUUAUUGUUAUUUUCCGGUUAUUUAUUAUCUAAAGUUAAAUGUAUAUACAACUCCUUAAAUACAUAUGUAGCUUCUAUAAAUUAAUUUGUUCUGAUCUGUGAAUGCAGGUUUAUACUAAAUUUAAAUUGUAAGAUAUUUUUCACUUUAUAUUUGUAAAAAAAAUAAUAUUCUCUAAGUCUAAAAUUUAAAAUAGCUUCGCGUUGUAGGGUAACUUUUGUUUGCUCAAAUCCAUGGCAUUUCUUUAUGACAAAGACUAAUUGCUUGUAAGAAAGUUUAGGAUCUCUUUUAUUAUAAACUUAUAUAGCUAUAUGUAAACCAAAGGAUUCGGUGAAUUUUUGUUUACCGUGAACGAAGUAAUUUUUGAUAUUUUUUUUAAAAUACGAUUUUGUUAGAAUUAUUUGAAAAGUUAUAGUUAUUUUAUUUCAGUUUUAAGUAGAUUUCGGUGCAUUAUUAUUAUGUUAUGGGUUUAAAACUCGAUAUAAUACAAUUAGUUUUAGUAAAAUUCAGUCUCCUUUGUGGAUUGACGAAUCAUACGCUAGAAUAUACCUAAGUUCGAAUUUUGCUUUGUAUGAUAAAAGAUGCUACCCUAUAAACCAAAUACAAAAUUAUAAUGAUUAUGUAUAUUAAAACGACAUAUUUUUAAUUAAGUCAAUAUAAUUAUAAUGAUAAUAUAAUGUCUCUUGCAUAAGCAAUAAUAUGUAAUUAGUUAAUUUUAUCUAUAAUUUAACGAGUGUGUAUCACUGAAGCUUGAAAAUUAUAAUAAAUAAUAAUUAGUAUUGCUAUUUUAAAUUUCGACAUCCUGCUUAGUGUCAAUUAUAGUUAGAUGGAAUGGAAACGUUUAAAAUUAUGUAAAUUAUACUUACUUUUCCAAUUCCAAUUUCAAUGUAUCAUUAAAAUAAAAUAAUUUUUAAUUUGCUGUACUUUUACGGUCAGUGAAAACGUUGAACGGAUGAUAAAUGUAUGAUACCUGUGCUUAGAAUAAUAAUUAUUGUCAACGUAUUAUUACUUUAAAAGAUAAGUUUAGAUAUUAAAAUAUCUCGUACUUAUUUAGAUGUAGAUUUAAAUUAAGUUAUAUUUAUAAGAUGUGGCAACACCGCUUGGCCUUUCAAAAGUAGUUUGUGUGUUUUAAUAUAUUAAUGUUAUUUAA